AUCAGCUAGGGUUUCGGGGGCUGAUAUUCGGAAUAGCAUUCCAUUUCCAGCUUUUAGAAUUAGCGAUAGUCGAUUUGAAGUGCCCCAUAAUAGGGUUUUCAAACACUUGAUAUCAGUACAACGAGAUCUAUUAACGGUACAACCGCCAUGGACGUAGAUCACAAAGUUGAAGAUCAAGAAGAUCCAUUUCUGCAUUUCGUCGAUUACGCGAAAUCAGUGUUAUCGUCUGACGAAGACGAGUCAAACGGGCCGGGAUGGAGCUGGAUUGCAUAUCGGAUUCUCAGGACAUGCGUUGCUUAUUCGAGCGGAGUCACCUCUGCAAUCCUCCUCUCCGAUCUCUCUCAGGCCUGGAAUGAGCAGCAGAGAGUUGGUGCUUCCAGGAAGCGGCCAGAGUACAUUAAUCAGCUGAAAAAGAAGCACAAGCGAGCAAAACUUGCAAACACCGUGACGAUUGAUUCUAUUUAUGAGAAGAAUUUCUUAUCAUUGAAUAGUGUCCUUGAAACUGUUAUUGUUAACGCUUUCCUUCUUCCAGGUACAAACAUAUACAUGCUUACUUUGGGAGAUUUUUGGAGCUCUAAUACCAUUGAUCUGUAUCUCCAUCGCAGAUUUUACAAUUUGACAGAUCCUAACAAUGGGAUUCUGAAGAAAGGACGGGAGGUUUUUCUUACUGGAUGCUAUCUUCGACCUGCCUCUGGAGGAUCUGGUUCUCCACGAUUAUUGCCAUCUGAAUAUCUCGUCAUAUUGCUAGAUGAGGAUCAAGAUGAUGAUGCAAUGCUAUUAGGAGCACAAUUUUGUUCAGACUCUUUCUCUUCCAUUUCUCUUAAUGCAGUCAAUCAAGAUGUCUCUUAUUCACUAUAUGCAAGGAUUGAAUGCAUUGGGUUGCUUGAAAUUCAGGGAAACUAUGGUAGUCUACAAAGGAAACAAAUCACUCUUGUUGAUAAUGAUGGUGUCAGGUUAAAAUUCUUAUUGUGGGGCGAUCAGGUUCUUCUUUCCAAUCUUUUUAGUGUUGGAAGUAUGCUUGCUCUGGACAGACCCUUUAUAGUUAGUUCUGUUGACGCUGCUAUUGAUGCAGGGGAAGAAAUUUGUCUUGAAUAUGGUAGUGCCACACAGUUGUAUUUGGUUCCUUUCGUUCAGCAUGAGGAACAAGUAUCUGUUGCAUUGACACAAAAUCGGUAUCAAGGUUCAAAGCUGUUGAGUGAAUCAAAUCCUACUCAGGGGCUCAAAGUUUCCCAAGUUACCUUACCCUGUGGUCCUCAAGGAUCCAUUGACUUCAGUAGCUAUCCAUUUCAAACAUUUGUCGUCGAUCUUCAUGACAAGAUGACUGGCAUCACCCUAUAUGGUGUUGUUACAGACAUCAUUCGAGAACGUGGAACUGUGGAAACUUUUUUUGCCUUGAGGAUUGAGGACAACACUGGAGCAAUUUGGGCAAAGUUACACUUCAAUGAAUCUUGGGCGCUGGGGCGAUUAGGGCUUGGUCACACUGUAUAUAUAUCUGGCUUCACUUGUUCCAUGACAAGACAAAAAAGCCUUGAAGUCUUGUGGUUUGAGAAUGAUGCUGGAGCUUCAUUCAUUAACCUUAGCUGUUUGCCAGCAUUGCUGAGCUCAUCUUGUCUCCACAAAUUAUCAUGCCUUUCUGAUCUAUCUAGCCAGAGUAGCUGUACUCAUAAAUGUCGGGUUUGGCUGGAUCAAAUUGAACAUUGUCAUGUAAAUACAAGAUUCGCACAUUCUCUUUGCGGUCAUUUUGUUAGCCAAUCAUCCUGUGGGGCUGUCGAAUGCAAUUUUUGUCACCAAAGUUGUGAUGGUGAAUUAAUGCGCACAUUCCACUUGAAAAUAACCCUUGCUGAUGAGAAUGCCAAAGUUUUUGCAUGGUGUACUGGUCAGACUGCCACAGAGCUGUUCCAAAUAUCUCCUGAUGAAUUCUCCGAACUGCCUGAGGAAGAGCAAAUCAUGUAUCCAUCUUCACUUGAGAAUGAAAGGUUCACAGUUGCAUUAGUGAACAGCGGGAGGGAAGGUUAUGGACAGAGCAGCAACAGCCUGGCCGAAGAACAUGGUGAAGCUCAGUGGGAAAUCACUUGUGCACUCAAGUGCGAAUAGUACCACCGCCCCUUCACUUCACCUUCACCUUCACCUUCACCCUCGGGAUGUUUCUCCAUGGUGCUGAUAUCACACCUUCCUCCUCCAUUUUGAGCAGCACCCUAUUUAUUGCUUCUUCAUCUUCAACGGUCAUGAUCUUGUGUACAAUUGCUUUAUAUAUAGGUGUUGAUCCCUUUGGCAGAAAUAUAUAGUUGUUGACAAUCUAAUCUAGCAUUAAUAUUAUUUUCUGUAUUCCGUCUC
Diospyros lotus (date-plum) is the source of this 2334-nucleotide messenger RNA. RefSeq lists its product as uncharacterized. The record is from RefSeq and is a predicted model, not a curated record. The transcript is spliced from 13 exons. The coding region runs from base 148 to 2094 and encodes 648 amino acids. NCBI's taxonomy places the organism in Eukaryota, Viridiplantae, Streptophyta, Magnoliopsida, Ericales, Ebenaceae.